Messenger RNA from Medicago truncatula (barrel medic), 1203 nucleotides. RefSeq names its product polygalacturonase. The record is from RefSeq and is a predicted model, not a curated record. Bases 1 to 1203 code for a protein of 400 amino acids. The transcript has 4 exons. Lineage: Eukaryota; Viridiplantae; Streptophyta; Magnoliopsida; Fabales; Fabaceae. Gene Ontology annotation, biological process: carbohydrate metabolic process. Gene Ontology annotation, molecular function: polygalacturonase activity.
AUGGAACAGGUAAGACAAACAAAUCUCACUUUUGUACUUAUGUAUGUUAUAGCACUCUUUAUGUUCUUCACAUUUAAAUCAACCAAUGGUAUUGAGGAAACUUUAAAUAUUGUGAGUUUUGGGGCCAAUCCAAACGGUGAAUCUGAUUCCAAAAAUGCAAUCCUUACUGCAUGGACUAGUGCAUGUAGCUCAACAACACCAACUACUAUUUACGUGCCAAUAGGAAGGUUCUUAGUUGGGGGUAGUGUAGUGUUUAAGGGGAGGUGCAAUAACAAGGGCAUCACAGUACGUAUUGAUGGUACACUAGUUGCAACAUCCAACUAUGGUGUAAUUGGAAAUGAGGGGAGUUGGUUGCUUUUUGAUGAUGUUGAUGGAGUUUCAAUUAUUGGUGGCAUCCUUGAUGGUCAAGGCACAAGUUUGUGGGAUUGUAAAAGAUCCAGCAAGAGUUGCCCAACUGGUGCUACGAACUUAAGAUUUUCCAAUUCCAACAACAUUGUUAUGAAUGGUGUAACAUCCUUGAAUAGCCAAAUGUUCCACAUAGUGAUAGACAGAUGCAAUAAUGUGAAAGUACAAGGGGUUAAGGUAACAGCAGCAGGAAAUAGUCCCAACACUGAUGGUAUUCAUGUUCAACUCUCAUCAAGUGUCACCAUCCUCAACUCCAACAUAGAAACCGGCGAUGAUUGCAUCUCGAUUGGGUCUGGAACAACAAAUUUGUGGAUAGAAAGCAUAGCAUGUGGACCAGGUCAUGGCAUAAGUAUUGGAAGUUUGGCGAAGGAAUUUCAAGAGCUUGGUGUUGAAAACGUGACAGUUAAAACAAUAAAAUUUAUUGGAACAGAAAAUGGUGUAAGAAUCAAGUCUUGGGGGAGACCUAGCAAUGGCUUCGCAAGAAACAUCAUUUUUCAACAUGCUACCAUGGUUAAUGUUCAAAAUCCUAUUGUGAUUGACCAAAAUUAUUGCCCUAAUCAAAAGGAUUGUCCCGGUCAGGCUUCUGGGGUUAAAAUUAGUAACAUUAUAUACCAAGAUAUUCAUGGAACUUCAGCAACAAAGGUUGCACUUAAAUUGAAUUGUAGUCCAACAAAUCCAUGCACUGGAAUAAGCUUGGAAGAUGUGAUGCUUACAUACGAAAACAAAAAUGCUGAAGCGUUAUGCAAUCAUGCUGGAGGAGUCACAUAUGGUGUAGUUCAACCCAACAAUUGUUUCUAA